This is a messenger RNA of Cadophora gregata, 603 nucleotides long. RefSeq lists its product as uncharacterized. NCBI's taxonomy places the organism in Eukaryota, Fungi, Ascomycota, Leotiomycetes, Helotiales, Ploettnerulaceae. Gene Ontology annotation, molecular function: fluconazole transmembrane transporter activity. The transcript is spliced from 3 exons. Gene Ontology annotation, biological process: xenobiotic detoxification by transmembrane export across the plasma membrane. The record is from RefSeq and is a predicted model, not a curated record. Bases 1 to 603 code for a protein of 200 amino acids.
AUGGCAUCCUCCAUUUGCACACCAGCUGCACCAGAAUUGAUACAUAUCUGGAACAUAUCCGUGACGGUCUCCUCGCUCGGCCUCGGAAUCUUCGUUCUAGGCUACGGAAUCGGCCCUCUGCACUUCGGCCCACUGUCUGAGAUCCCAGCAAUUGGGAGGAGUUCCGUGUAUUUCGUGACAAAAUUACUGUUCCUGGUCCUGUCAAUUCCGACCGCUCUGACGAACAAUGUAAACGAGUUCAUGGUGCUGCGAUUCUUACAAGGCUUCUUUGGUGCGCCAGCAUUGUAUAUUGCGGGAGGGACGAUUGGGGACAUCACGGCGCCGCUUUGGUUGCCGUUCAUGUUGUAUGUGUAUGCGUUCUGUCCGCUGGCUGGACCUUCGCUAGGACCAAUUAUUGCGGGAUUCAGUGUUCCUGUUAAAGGAUGGCGGUGGUCAAUGUGGGAGGUUGUAUGGAGUGUUGGGUCAUCAUUCUUUUCAAUGAUAUUUGUUCCUGAAACUUCGGCAGCUACGAUAUUGUACCGCCGUGCACACCGUCUCCGAACUCUGACCGGAAAUGAAUCAUGUCAACUCGCUCUUCAUCCCCUGGAAAAUCAAUGGCCUUGA